Messenger RNA from Diatraea saccharalis (sugarcane borer), 1196 nucleotides. NCBI's taxonomy places the organism in Eukaryota, Metazoa, Arthropoda, Insecta, Lepidoptera, Crambidae. The record is from the annotation of a GenBank genome assembly.
AUGCGUGAAAUAGAUCGACGAGCUUUCAACUAUCACUUCAAGUCAAUCGAGCUGUCAAGUCAUGAAGUCACACAAAUUGUGUUGUGUUUUGUGAAGUGUUCUCGUGCUAUUUCUCGUGAUCCUGAUCAAAAACAGGCUUUUUUAAGUGCAUUAGAGGAAAAUGGCAAAGACUGGGAAGCAAUUGCCUCCACAAUAAAUAGGCCUAUUGAGGUUUGCCAGGAAAGCUUCAACAGUUUGAAAAUCAAAUUGAAAAAAGAAGAAGCCAAGUAUAAGAAGGUUGUGAUGGGAACAGGUGGAGGCCCUCCUCCUUCAGAUGAUGACGACCCACUUAAAGCAGUGAGGAAGUUAAUAGAGCCACAAAUGGAUGGACUUUAUAGUAUUUAUGAUGGAGAUUCCACACUCAUGAAGCAAUUUCAAGAGAGUCUUCCUGAAGAAAAACGAAUUGCACCCAUCGAAGAAGACUACUUGAAAAGUCUUGAAAACAUAACUACAUUUGUGGUUGAUUGUAAUACUGUUAUUACUGAGAAUGAUGGUGGUUCUACUCCAAGCACACCAUUGCAAUCUCGAGCUGGAGAUAAGAUGGAGAUAAUACAAAAAAAAGGAACUGUGCUGAUAAACAAGGAUUUAACUGACAAUGACCAUGGCCCUGCUACAAGUGGCAUUAAUACCACACCGUCAUCAAAAUCAGAAGUCAGAGAAAGUUUAAGCAGGAUAGACAUUUUAAGAAAAAGGAAGGCAUCUGCUCUCUUUAACAAAGAAAAUAAUACUGCUGAAGAACUUUCAACUAAGAAAAGUAAGACAGCAAAUGAGAGUUUCAAAAUAUUGGCAGAAGAGAAGUUGGAGCUAGUUAAAUUACAAAAACUGUCGCUAAAAAUGGAAAUAGAGCAUAAACAAAAAAUUUAUGAAAUAGAGUUGGAUAAUUUAAUGAAAAAAAAGGAAUUUAAUGAAGAAAUGUAUAAAAAAGAACUUUUACUUAAGGAUUUAGAAAUAAAAAAGAAACAAUCAGAACUGUAAUAUUUUUGUUUUUAUUUUUUUUUACAAUGAUGCAAAAUAUCCCUCUAUUAGUAGUCUUCGUUGCAAAUUAGCACUUCCUCUUCCAAACCGUUCCGGUGCAACAUCAUCAUCCCUACCUUCCAUAAUAACAGGAAACUCUUGAUCUUCAGGGGGUAUGUUUUCCUUUCGUAAUAUAGCUAAAU